CUUCUUUUUUUUUUUUUUUUUGGGUGAAGUAGCGAAUUCCACUCGGGGUGUGUGUUUUUUACUUGCAGAGUGAGUUUCGCUGAGUUUGUUUGUAAACGCUGCGAGUCUGUGCUUCUUGGUUUGCGAGACCUUGUUGUUUCUGCCCUGGAUGUACACCGCUUUGUUUCGGAUUGUGGUUUCUUGUUAUCCCUGGAAAUCUCGUUCUGAAUCACGGGCUCGGUACUUUGUGUCUGAUCUCACUUUCUUGUAUCGUCUAGUAAUAAUUUAGCAUCACCAGCGGAAGUGGAACAAGGUCCUGACACUGAAUGUUCACUCUCCUGACAGGACUACUUGAACUCCCAACAUGUUGAGAUUUUGGCAGCGGACCCUCGGGCGCCGGUCGAUUCGCAAACACGCUCAAAAGGAGCAUCUGCGGCAGGGACAGAGAGCCUCCACUCAUAUCCCCGCAGCGGGAGAAGCCAAGUCCAUCAUCACCUGCCGAGUGUCACUGCUGGACGGGACGGACGUCAGCGUGGACCUGCCGAAAAAAGCCAAAGGGGAGGAGCUGUUUGAGCAGAUCAUGUACCACCUGGAUUUAAUAGAAAAGGAUUAUUUUGGGCUCCGCUUUAUGGAUUCGGCUCAAGUUCCGCACUGGCUGGACAAUACGAAGAGCAUCAAGAAGCAAGUGAAGAUCGGACCGCCGUACUGCCUCCACCUCCGUGUGAAGUUCUAUUCGUCGGAGCCCAAUAACCUGCAUGAGGAGCUCACCAGGUAUCUAUUUGUGCUGCAACUAAAGCAAGAUAUUCUCAGUGGAAAAUUGGAAUGCCCCUUCGACACGGCAGUACAGUUGGCAGCCUUUUCCUUGCAGGCUGAGCUUGGUGACUGUGAUCCUGCGGAGCAGGGCCCUGAGCUGGUGUCAGAGUUCCGCUUCAUUCCUGAGCAGACAGAGGACACGGAGCUGUCAAUCUAUGAGAAGUGGAAGGAGUGCAGCGGUCAGAUGCCAGCCCAGGCUGAAAUUAACUACCUAAACAAAGCGAAGUGGCUGGAGAUGUAUGGAGUGGACAUGCACACUGUGAAGGCCAGAGAUGGAAAUGAGUACAAGUUGGGGCUGACCCCCACUGGAGUGCUGGUGUUUGAGGGAGAGACCAAGAUUGGUCUGUUCUUUUGGCCCAAGAUAACCCGGCUGGAUUUCAGGAAGCACAAGCUCACGCUCGUGGUGGUCGAGGAUGAUGAGCAGGUAAUGCAGGAAGCUGAGCAGGGGAAAGAGCAGGAGCACACGUUCGUGUUCCGCAUGGAUCAUCCCAAGGCUUGCAAGCACCUGUGGAAGUGUGCUGUGGAGCACCAUGCCUUCUUCCGGCUGAGGGGACCGGUCCAGAAAGGCGUGGCCCGGUCCAGCUUCAUUCGCAUGGGGUCUCGCUUCAGAUACAGUGGCAAAACGGAGUACCAGACAACAAAGGACAACAAAGCGCGGCGGUCUGCUUCAUUCGAGCGCAGGCCCAGCAGGCGCUACUCCAGGAGGACGAUGCAACUCCGAGGUACACAGCUGUCGAGCCGCGAGCACGCCAGCCUGGUGAAUAAUGAGCGGGUCACAGCACAUCAAGGGAGCAGAAAUCAAGACGCAAAACCACAGAACCAUGUCUUUAAGCAGAACAAUUGUGCAAAGGUGCUGAACAAGCGCCCCACCCUGCCUGUCGUCGCUGCAGUGCCUGCCACCCCCAUCCCACUGGAGAUUGAGACCCUCCCCCGGAGCCCCGGAGCCAGCCAAUCGGAGAAGAUGAGCUUGCCCCUGAUUGCUGAUUUGCUAGACAGCCAGGACCUGUUGGAGACUCGCAUUGAAGAGGUCAUUCGGGUGCCCGUUACCAUGACAACGGCAGGCAUGCCUGAAGAGGAGGGCCCCAGCACGGCUGCUUCAGGGUCCAAUGAAAACGCAGAAGAGAAGGCUUUGAGCGCGUAUGAAGAUUCCGCAACGCAAAGGAAGCGGUUAGAGAUCGAGAGCAUUGCUGAGUCUGCUGCUCCCAGGUCCAAUAUCAAUGUCAAUAUGAACAAUCGGGAGGAGGUGGUUAAGCUAAUAGAGAAGUCCCUGAACAAUGUGACCAGCAGCCCCGCUGUGGCUCCGAGUCGCCCCCCGGAGGAGCUGAAGAGCAACAUCCUGAAAGCACAGGCAGAGGCAGCCUUAAAGGUAACGAGAGAGGACACUCUGGUGACGGGGGACAAAAACUGCAACCUUCAGGAAGCAGUCUCCAGGAAUAUGGUUCUGUUCGGAAGGACAGGGAGCAGCUCUGUCUCCCCACCAUCGGUACCAGUGAGACCGGAGCGGCAGGACUCCAGGGACCUUCUUAGAACCACGGUCACGCCCAGUGAUGAAGUCCAGCCUGUGCCCCUCUCUGAAGAUCACCUUUCUCCAGCCACAGCUUUCUCUGCAGAACCAGACAAAGAUGCCACCGUGGGCUUAAAGAGUAAAACGGAGGAACUGGACAGUCUGAUGUCAUCUCUAACUGAGAAUCUGAUCGAUUUUACCGAUGCCACGCCAUUGACUCAGACCAAGCCAGUAAUGACUCCCAGGUGGAUUGUGCCAGCAAGUACAAGUGGAGUGUUUACCAAUGGCCUUGUAGAAAGUGAUGCCACUCCCCCCACAGAGAGAGUGCAGCUGAAUCCGGAGUCUCUCGGCCUGACUGCAGCAUCAUCAGUGAGUCGGAGGCCUGCAGGGAUUGCUACAAGCAUCGUGAACAAUCAAGAGAAGGAAGAUGUGACGAAGCCCAAGCGCCUGCUGACCACGGAACUCUGAGGAGGACACGCCCCUUUUCUCUAUUGGACGAUUCCUCCACAUGCUGUCUCUCCUUAACAAAACUAAAACUGGAGUACAGUACCACAACUGGAAUAAUAUAUUUCUCAUUUUUAAUUUUAUCUAUGUUGAUCUACCAAUACUAGUGGGGGAGGGAUAAAUGAUUCCUACUUUGUCAGCUACUUGACCCAGACAGGGCAUUGCUGAUGUGGGAGAGGGGCAGCGGUGUACUCUGACCAUGCAAAGCCUGGCUGUGUGCUGUGCUGUGCUGUACUGGACCUCAUGUACAUUACACUGACAGUAGGACCAAGCCCAGUUUCUGAUUGUUGUCUUUAGCCCUGUGUGAAAGCCUUGUUCUUAACCCUCAUUCACAUUCCUCAACGUGUCGCAGAGCUGCAGUUUCAAGUAGAUUCUAGAAGGUUAUUGAUUGUUAUUUCAUGACAUGUUUUAGGUGUUCUGUGUAUUUAUCUAGUCUACUGGUAAUGGCAGCAGAUUUGAUCCCAGCCAUGUAGUGAUGUUUACACAACAGCAGAGAGACCUUGGACACCACAAUGAGAUGGUGUUCGUGUUCCUUGAAAUCCUAUUGAAUGUUCACAGGUAGUUUUAUACAGAUGCUGGUAUGUGGGGUGUCUCUAGCAGAAAUGAGGGGGUAUUUUGAAGCUACAGUAAGAACGUGAUGUGUCUGAAUGAGGUAUUGUCUGGCACCUAAAGACGUGUUAAAUGUCUGGGAGAUUGUUGCUAAUCUCACUGACUAAGGUUUAGUUUGUGAACUCCAGGGAUUCCCUCUGAUUAGAAAUGUUUACUGAGCUUAAGUCAUUCCAAAUGUCUGAGUUGUGCUGAUACAGUUCCCAUUAAAGAUGAUCUUGUUGAGUUUUAGUAGUCUGGGAUACAGGUGCAGAGUGUGUGUGUUUUAAAAACAGUAACCUUCAGGUAGGAAUCCAGUGAUUUGGGCAGAAGGCUCGCUCUUGCAGUUAUUGUGUGUUUUUUUUUUUUUGUUUGUUUUAUAUCAAAGUGGUUUUCAUUAAGCAGAGUAUCUUGGUUUUAAACAUGAUCCUGAUUCUAAUGAGCAUCUUGAACUGCAGCAGUGCCAUUGUGUUUCAAUGUGCUGAUGUGAAUGGACAUUUUCAUAUUGCUGCAACAUGCAGAUUUAUCGGUGGUUUAGUAUAUGCACACUGUGUGAGGUGACAAAACCACAUGGUCCUUACACUGUGUAUAGGAAGAAAAAAAAGUAUUCAUUAUAAAUACUUGAAAUUGUAUUCUUCUGAAUGAUGCUUCUCAAACAGAGAAGUGAGUCUCGCUCUCUCGUCUGCUCUCUCAAGAACCUUUCAUGCUGAGCGUUCACUCUUCCUUUUAUUAUUGGUUAUUGAUGACUGCACAGCUACAGCAUAGUUUAACCCCUUAAGGUACACAUCUAUUUAAGAUGAGUCUGAGUGACUCAGGUAUCACGAGGAAUUGACAAUUCAGAUGACCAGAUCCAACCUGUCAGUAAAUUUUAAACCCUGUUACACACACCUCAUUGCAAAAUAAGAAAGUCUGCAUCAUUUUUAUUUGUGGGACGCAUGUCCCUUGUACUUCAAAGGGUUAAGGUCUGCUUAAUAAGUAUCAGAAGGUGUAAAAGUAUAGCAAUGUUUUUGUAUUAGUAUUAUAGAAAUGUAUAAAUCUACUGUAUACACUGAGGUGCAUAUCGUACUGAACAGCCACACUGUGCACGCUGAGUUUAUAGCACUGUCUGCCCAUGUAAGUGCAAUUCGCUGUAGCUCUUGAGCUGUGAUUUUUAUUAUUUUUAUAAAAGUACUCUGUUUCACUUUGUAUAUUUCACAGUGUUGCGUAGAUGUAAAAACCUGUAUUGGAAGGCACUGCACUGAUUUCUAUAUUUCGUAUGUACAUUGGUAAAGAUUCUUGUCGUGCACCUGAAGCUAUUUCUUCAAAUAAUUAAAACAUUUACCAGA
This is a messenger RNA of Acipenser ruthenus (sterlet), 4710 nucleotides long. Its product is annotated as band 4.1-like protein 5. Gene Ontology annotation, cellular component: cytoskeleton. The coding region runs from base 344 to 2764 and encodes 806 amino acids. The record is from RefSeq and is a predicted model, not a curated record. The transcript is spliced from 26 exons. Gene Ontology annotation, molecular function: cytoskeletal protein binding. Lineage: Eukaryota; Metazoa; Chordata; Actinopteri; Acipenseriformes; Acipenseridae.